UCCACAUACAUCCACGGAACUCAAACUUUAACAUAAAGAAGCAACAUGUAUCUUCGCUGGAAAGGACAGAUGAUUCUGCAACGUCUCUUCACUGAUUCAAGUUUGAUGAUUGUGUUGAAUAAAGCAAGAUGUUUGACAACACAACAACAGAGAGUUUGCAGAGUUAUGCUUACAACCCCAAAACAACAAAAGCUUGCACCAGUUUGUGGAUUCCCAAGUGGCAUUUCAGAAUAUUUAUUUGUGGAUGAUGGUGUCAUAUCAAGACGGAGGAUAGUCACUCCAAUCAGAUGUUAUUCAAAAGGAAUCAUGGGGGAUGCAACUCUAACUGACACUUCGUCUAUGUAUUCAUCAGCUGGAGGAAAUGAACUUGCAACUCAAGAUGAGCCGGGUCCCAAAAAGCCGCUUGACUUUAUUGACAGUUUGCAUGCACAGCUUCGGCAUUCUGAUGUCAAUGCAACUUUGAAUCUUGUCACACAGUUUGAUAGUCAGAUGGUUACAGAACAUGUCUUUCACUCCAUUGUGAAAAUCUACUAUCAUUUGCGUAACCUGCCCAGUGUAGAUCGCGAUGAUGCCAUCACAGAUUUAAAAUGUGACGAGCGGUUUCAGCUUCUCUGUGUCAUGGCUGCAAAGAAGGGACGAUUCAAUACACCGCGGCAAGUGCUGAGAACAAUCAACACGUUGGCCUUGAUGAAGUAUAAGAGUGAUAACAAAAUCAUGCAGGUCUUCUUAGAAUUGGCAAAACACCAUGUGAAUUUUUACCACUGUGCGGAGAUUGUCCAUCUUGGAUUCUUGUUGUCCAAAUUUGAAGAAACUGAACAGGUGUGCAUUUUGAAGCAGCAGCUGACUUUGGCGCUGAAACUCGUGCUUUAUAAGGAGAUACAGUUUCUGAGUUCCACACAACUUUGCAACCUCUUGACCGCGUUCGGUGAGAGUUUAGGUGAAGAUCAGAUGCUGCGAGUCUUGGGUGCUUUGCUGAUACAGAAGGAUAGCAGCAAAUUCAAAUCAUAUGAAACUCUGUUAAAGUUAUUGGCCAAACUGAGACAACGAGAUAUAAUGUUGAUAAGAGUGUGUUUGAAUAAGAUCCGACACCUGGUGAAAGUUGACAAGUUCAGUGACGAGAGUUUGUUAAUUGUCUUGAACAGUUUAGUGGACCUUCAUUACUAUUGCCAGCUGACCUUCACAGAUCUUGCUCAUCAUAUCUCCAAUAAAGAACUCGGUGCUGCAGAAAUCUGUGCCUACCUAAAUGCAUUCUUGGCAUGCCGCAAUUGCCCCAAAAACAUUAUGGAAAAGUUUAUCUGUGGAUUGGAAAAUGAGUUUGAGAGCUUGGAGAUUGCCAAUAUUGGGGAAUUAAACUGGUUUUUGCGGCCCCUUGUAUUGUCAAAUUGGAAGGAUGGACGUCUUGGACAUGUUUUGACAACAAUGAAGAAAAGGGCAGAUGAAUUGGUUGAAAGGAUAGACUCCAGUAUCCAGAAAGGUUCCCUUGCUGGCUACUCGGAGCUGCUUGUGAACUUGCUUGUGGUUGGGUAUCGAGUGGAGGAUCUGCCCAUCAGAAGUGAUCUACUGGACAAGUCCAUUCAGCAAGUACACAGGAUAACUGACAUUACAAAACGCAUUAAGGUCCUCCAUGACGUUGGUUUGGUGUGCCUCGCCCACAAGACGGCGACAGGAAUAGAUCUCGCCUGUACGUCUUGUCUCAAAGAUACCUUAGAUACCGUGAUUGAUAAGAAGAACACUCUGGUACAGCCCAUAUUGUCUCGCAUCCUUGGCGGUGAUAUGUUCACAGUCGAAAAAGUGUUUGAGUCCGGGAUACUACUAGCUCAUGUUUUUGUACUCGACAAAGACAAAGGUUCCAUGACAGUGACUGAACUCGUGGAAAAUGUUGAACACCGAGAGAAGUCGGCCAUCUUGAAAUCUUCGACCGGGUCACAGCAAAGAUAUGCCAUCUGUAUCUUGAGGACCAAGCAUGUUCUGAAGAAUCUUCGGUGUCUGACUGGGCCAAUUCAACUUCAACUUGAUCUCAUGAAACAGCUAGGAUAUUACACUGUCGUGAUUGUGCCCCACGUCUGGAAUGCUGUGCCUGAACGUGAACGUCUGGAUCUGCUGCAGUUCAAACUAGAAGUGGCCAAGGAAGAUGGUGUGGCUUGCAUUAUCUGAACAUUAAACACUAUUCUGAUAAUUCAGGCGUGGAUGACUUUUCUGCUAGUCAGAGAAAACAUCACGAAUACAGCGGAAAAUGGACAGUUCAUGUAUUUCUUUGUACCCUCACUAUGCUGAGGUGAUUGCUAAGUCACAAGUGUGGAGACAGAAGGUGUAAAUAAAGUAAACUUCUGAUAUCAA
This is a messenger RNA of Lineus longissimus, 2337 nucleotides long. RefSeq lists its product as uncharacterized. The transcript is spliced from 6 exons. Bases 46 to 2154 code for a protein of 702 amino acids. The record is from RefSeq and is a predicted model, not a curated record. NCBI's taxonomy places the organism in Eukaryota, Metazoa, Nemertea, Pilidiophora, Heteronemertea, Lineidae.